Messenger RNA from Dinoponera quadriceps, 5979 nucleotides. It is a transcript of the gene gig, whose product is annotated as tuberin. The transcript is spliced from 29 exons. The coding region runs from base 224 to 5773 and encodes 1849 amino acids. The record is from RefSeq and is a predicted model, not a curated record. Gene Ontology annotation, molecular function: GTPase activator activity. Gene Ontology annotation, cellular component: cytoplasm; nucleus; TSC1-TSC2 complex. NCBI's taxonomy places the organism in Eukaryota, Metazoa, Arthropoda, Insecta, Hymenoptera, Formicidae. Gene Ontology annotation, biological process: regulation of cell cycle; negative regulation of TOR signaling; negative regulation of Wnt signaling pathway.
GAAGUGAGAAAACAUAUACUUGUCUCGCUUCAACUUGUUGCACUAGUUCAGCGGUGCAGCGAAAACGAACAGACCUCUAUUGUGUAUGUUCCGAACUUAAGAUGGCGUUUAUUCAGAGUUGCGACUAGUUUAUUCAAAAGAUAAUGGUUUCUGACAUGUUUAUCGUGACAGGUUAUGCGUUGUCGGUCGUUUCUCCAUAUAUUGCGUUGGAUUUGACGUCAAAAUGUCGAAAAUGAAUUCAAAGGACAAAGAUAAUAAAACGUUUAAUGAUAAACUGAAACAAUUCUUUCGCAUAAAUAAAGGAAAUUACAAGAAUCGUGAAGACGUCACCUUGACUCACGAUAUCGAGAGAGAUAUCAGUCCUGAUAGUCCUGUAAAUCAUCGUAUGAAAGCGAUUAAAGAGCUUUGUGAUGCUGUUCUCAAUCAACAGUGGGAAGAUAGAGCAGCGGAACGUCUAUGGAAUUUGGUUCAAGAUUUAUUGGGAAAAGAUGUUCCACGCGAACAUAGGCAUCUGACGUUCCAUUUUUUAAGAUGCCUAGUGCAAGGACAAUAUUCGAAACUUUCGUCGUUGAUGCGUGUAAAAUUUUUCAUGGUGGUCAAAGAAUACGAUGUGCCAGAAGAUAUUGGUCCUAGGUUGGAAUUGUUACAAACAUUAACCGAGCAUGGUAAAGAUAUUUUACAUUUGGAGGAACGAAUGGGUCCUUUCCUUCUCGAAUGGAUGCCUACAGUGACAUCAGGUGAUGGAAAAAGAGGAGCCGAGUUCUUGUCACUCCUUGUAAAUGUAAUCAAAUUCAACUCAGCUUACAUCGACGAGGAUAUUGUGUCUGGUCUGGUUCAAUAUAUCUCUUAUUUGUGUUACUGUAGUAAUAGUACCGAGGUUGUUUCCGGAUGCUUGGCAGCUCUCGAUGCAAUUAUGUGUUACAGUAAUUUGCAACCUGACUCAUUGCAAACAUUCGUCAUAGCUUUAUGUAGAAGUGUAAAUGUCGAGACUUAUUGCCAAACAAGUUGGAAGAUAAUGCGAAAUUUAUUAGGAACGCAUAUGGGUCAUUGCGCUUUGUAUACAAUGUGCCGGCUAUUGCAAGAUGUAAAUUUUCAACGUGACGUACGUCUACUUCGAGGUGCAGUGUUUUAUGUAAACAUGGGCCUGUGGGGUACACAUAGAAUACCAAAGUUAGAAUGUACACCGGCGUCUGUCUUGCCCUCAUUCUAUCAAGCUCUACAGUGCAAUCAUCCGAUCGUUAUGUACGAGGUCACUCUGUCGAUACAAAGAUUGGUGAAUAAGUAUGGUAAUGACUUGUGGGAUCCUACAUGGAGUAUUAUUCUCGAUAUUGUGGAGAAAGUGAUUGCUCAUACUGAAACCAGCAAUCAGCCGGCGACCAAACAAGUCUCUACGAGUUUACACGAAACAAUUACGAAUAUCGAGAAUUUACUUGACGCAAACAGUUAUAAUGGUUGUAUUCAACGUUUCUACGAUCUUAUCGAACGUUGUAGCGAUACUCGACCUGAGGGAUCCGUGUUAAAAUUAAUCGAAUACAGGACUUGUACGAUAGGUCCUACGUAUUGGCAGGUCAAGUUGGGAUCUUUGAUGGAACGUUACUAUAAAAUUGAAACGCGUACAACCAUCAGAAUGAAGGUUCUCGAUGUCCUGGUGAACGUCAUUCAAGUUAACCGGUCCAGGUACGAGGAUGAACUCAUCGAGCGAAUAGUUGUACCGUACACUCAACACGUGGAUAUGGAUCCUGAUAUUACAAUACGCAACGCCACGGCGAAUUUAUUAGUGGACCUUUGCUUGGAAUGUGACACGAAGUUGUGUUUGGAACUGUUGAACAUACUGGAAAAGAUAAUCAAUAAGCCUUUUACAUCGGCGGAUACUCCAGUCUCUACGGAUACUGAUAUAAAGGAUGUAAAAACUGCGGUUGUUGGAAUUAUAAAGAUAUUUACUUCAAAAAUUUAUCGUUUGCCGUCGAGUCAUGCGAUCAGUGCUUAUAAGAUUUUAGUGAACCAUCUUGAGCAGCAUUACAAAGACCCUUCCGUUUUCUACGAUGUAUCGACGACACGUUACUUGAUCUUUGAAAGCUUCUUAAAAAUCAGAGCGAACUCUCUAUAUCAUCUUGGUGUGCUCGACGGUGCACCGUCGUCGAAUGGCACCGUAACACGAUUCAGUCCGUAUCUUGUUUUGGAGCAUUCUACAACUGAGCGUGUGAAUAAUGCUACGAGUGGAGGAGGGGGUAAUAGUCCUCCACCGGCCAGCCCGGCACCGUUGCAACAUUUAUCUUGUCAUGUCACUUCCAUGUCUUUGACUCAUGCAUGUAAAGCUGUGAUUUCGUGCAUUAAGCAAGAGAAGGAUUGGAAAGUUUUAUAUCUUAUAUUGAAGGAGUUGCCUCAAGUGAUGCAGAAUAGGGCGCUAAUGUUAUCUCGUCAUAGUAACGACAUCGACAUCUUUGCGGCAGCUUUAUGUUCCAUGGUGAGCGACAAUCGUUUGCGUCUACCCGAGUCGCUUUAUAACGUGCCACCAAAGUUUACGCUUUCCGAAUUUCGGGUCUACGUGUUUCCGGUACUAGCGUCUCUGGCGUCGUAUCAUGCACAUUUGGAACCUAAUUUGCAACAACGUUUAAUCAAAUGUCUAGAGGUUGGUCUAACGGCGAAGUGCGCGAGCCAAUGUGUAACCAGUCUCACAAUUUGCACAUUAGAAAUGCGCGAUGCGAUGAAUAAACUUUUAACUGAGGUGCUCUUAAAUUUAUCCAAGAUUUCUGCAACUGUUUACAUUGCCAUACCUAUUUUAGAGUUUUUAUCGACUCUAACCAGGCUUCCAAAAGUCUUUGCCAGCUUCAUCGGGGAUCAAUACAUGUCUGUAUUCGCGAUACUAUUACCAUAUACCAAUCCUUUCAAAUAUAAUCAUUAUACAGUGUCUUUGGCUCAUCAUGUAAUAGCAGUGUGGUUUUUGAAAUGCAGACUUCCAUUUCGGAGAGAUUUUGUUAAAUUUAUCACUACGGGAUUGAAGGCAAAUGUGAUAGUUCCUUUUGAAGAAGGACACCUUAUGAAAUCCGACUUUAGUGUUAUUAAUGAAGAUUCCUCGAAUAGAAAACGUAGUUCCAGCUUAACUGAACAAGGUAGCAGAGGACGAAGAGAAAGACCGAUAAUGGCCAAUCGAAUGAUAGGAGAAAGUAGAGCUUUAGAUUUAAAACCUCCAAUUGAUGAAGCUUUGAUGAACUUUCAUAUUGAACUUACCGAAACUUGCAUCGAUUUGAUGGCUCGUUAUACAUUUUCCAAUUUUUCCGCGCGACCUAAGAGAUUACCAGCUGCCGAUUUCCUUCUUAAGGAAGGUCAGUCGAUGACUUGGAUUCUUGGCAAUAGACUUAUCACUGUAACCACUAGUGGUUGUAGUAACAAAGCUAUGCGCGGCGGACUUUGUGAUAAUUGUUGGGCAGCGUGUAAACCUGGAUUCCUAUUACUGGAUCAGACAAAAACCUCGCAGUCUUGCAACUUGCAACGUACUUCGAGUCUUGAGGCAUCGAAAGAAGAUAAGUUAUCGAGACAAUCCUCUGGUGGACAUGGAAGUUCAAACGCAAAUACUGCUGCAAAUUCUCCCACGGAAGAAUCUACUAAGAAAGAAGCGGAUUCGGAUAGCGCAAAGAAGGAUUUUCUUACUCAGGAGAAAACUCAGGACAAGGAUCAGGUUGAACAGUCCAAAUUAGGACAGAUAUUGAAUAGCGAUAAACAAGAUGGACACGUGCUUUGUGCCUGCUGGUGUCAAGGAUGGGCGGAGAUAUACGUGCGUAGACCCACAGGCGAUAUGUCGUGGAUUAUGAGAAUUCAAAAUUCUACGCAGUUUGAAACUCCUAUGGACUUUCCUGUGCAUGAUAUUAUGGCUCUGUACAUGCCAAAUCAAGAUAUAGUAUCAUCGAAUAAGCAACAGGAAACAGAAUUCUCCGGUGAUGAAGCAGAGGAUGUACCAAACAAAAGUAAUAACCAGUCACUUAUCAGCGAGCAUAGUGCGAGCAAAUCAGCGAUAUCGUCGUCAGGUCCUAUCGCGAUACCUGGUUCGCCAGUACGACCUAGCCCAUCUCGGCAAAGUUCGAGGGAUAGCCUGGAAAGCUUAGAGGAAGGUGAAGAAGAUACACGACGCUCGAGAAAUCCGGUCCGCCGAUCAAAUUCCAGUCCAGAAAUGAGCGCUAAUUGGAAGAAUCCAUUUUUAAACAAAGAAAAGAUAAGUGUGCAGCAACAAGUCGAUAAAGAUCUUGCCACUUCAGAUCAGGACGUCAAAUUAGAUGCAGAAUUGAAGAAGCAUUCAAAGAACAUUUAUGCAAAAGAUAUGAGAGUUAGCUGCGAAGCUAUACCGGAAGAAAUAUUUGGCAUGGGAACAACUCCACCUUCCUCGGAAAAUACGGGAGAUCAUCCUAUUGCAUUACGUUCGCAACGUUCUUAUCCAGGAGCGACGCAAAUAACUCAAACCGUUUCGUCAGUUACUAACAGCAGCAGCAGCAGCAGCAGCAGCAGUAGCAGCAGUACCGUACCACCAUCUCCGACAACUGUGCAGGCGCCGGGAAAUUAUUUAGGAACACAAACGCGUUCUACGCAGAUACAAACUACGUCUACUGUCAUAAAAGCGCCGCAGUCGCCUACUCUUAUUUAUUCUCGAUUAUCUAGUCUCGAUUACAGUCAGAAACAAGUACCACUGACUGUUGAGAGUAAACCACCUAUCGGACGAAAUCAUUUCGCGGACAAGAAAGACGAGAGGCCCGAUCCGUCGACGUUACCCCCUUUACCUAUAUCUUUUCGCGAUAGGGGCCAUACGAUAUCCGUCAUGAGUCCGGUGAAGAAAUCAAGAGGAGAGUGGGAUAAUAUGCGACGGGGAAAUUCUCCUCGAGUGAAAGAUCCGCCGCGUACAGGCAUUAAUCCGAGUUUUGUAUUCCUUCAACUUUAUCACGCAGCGCAUUUCGGUACUACCACGGAGAAACCUUUGCUGGUUCCGCAGACAACAGCCAUACAACGCGUAGUGACGAAUCUAGAUAGGAUUCAACCGUAUGAAACUCACAAAAUAGGAGUACUCUAUGUUGGACCUGGACAAGCUUCGAAUGAAAUUGAAAUUUUGGCAAACCAGCAUGGUUCUCUCCGUUACACUGAAUUCUUGAAACGUUUAGGCACGCUGGUCCGACUGAAAGAUGUCGAUGAGAACGUAUUUCUUGGCGGAUUAGAUCGUAAUGGUGAGAACGGAGAUUUCGCUUAUAUUUGGCAAGAUGAUGUUACGCAGGUUGCCUUCCACGUUGCAACAUUAAUGCCCACAAAAGUGAGCGAUCCAAAAUGUACGUCCAAAAAGACACACAUUGGUAAUAAUUAUGUAACGCUUGUGUACAAUGAAUCGGAUGAACCGUAUAAUAUACAGACAGUUAAGGGUCAAUUCAAUUAUGCUUGUGUCGUGAUACAACCGUUAGAUCAUGGUACUAAUCAAGUUACAGUACAAGCGCGAGAAGAAUUAGCUGAACAUAUUGGUCAUAGCGAACCUAAAAUAAUCUCUGAUCAGAAUCUAGCCAUUCUUUCACGGCAACUUGCUCUGCACGCUAAUCUCGCCUCGAUGGUUUGUUCAUCUUUGAAGCAAAAUAGUCACAAUCCAUAUGCAUCUAAUUGGUUGGAGCGUUUGCGACACAUCAAGCGGCUAAGAAGCAGAGUAUUGCAAGAAACUGUGAGCAAUAAUCCAGAUACUACUACGGACGAGUUAUCGCCGAGAACUAACAAACGAGUUUAUAUGGACGACUUUACGGAAUACACAACAUAAUUUUAUCAUUUCGUCACAAGAGAUGACAUAUUGCCGUAUGCAGUGCGAGUGCCGAAUUAAAACGAUCGUAUUGGACUGUAGUUGACUGACAUUCACUUGAUACACAACUUACUUCUCCAGAAAUUUAUGACUUUUAACAUUUAAAACAAGUACAGAGAAAGACAGAGAGAGGAUGUGUACGGAUAAAAAUAUAUAUGAAAAUACUA